This is a messenger RNA of Cadophora gregata, 876 nucleotides long. RefSeq lists its product as uncharacterized. The coding region runs from base 387 to 803 and encodes 138 amino acids. The transcript has 3 exons. Lineage: Eukaryota; Fungi; Ascomycota; Leotiomycetes; Helotiales; Ploettnerulaceae. The record is from RefSeq and is a predicted model, not a curated record.
AUUCGUAAGGCAAUGCAUAGGCAGUCAUCGUACGCCUCUCAGCCUUGCGGAGAGACUUCGAUUGGGCCACUAGGCUUGCUGUUUUAGCAGCCCGAUGAUACCCAACACUGCGACAACAUUCGAACAUCCUCGCAAUUAGUAGCAUAUCUGCGGACACCACUCUGCAGGUGAUUUACUACGCAGUAAACCACACUGCGCCUCCUGUCAUCCUCCAUCUCGGGCGUGAAUGAGGCUGAUGCGACAUCGAUUCACGGAAGCGAUGUUGUGACACUUGCAACACAGUGACGUAUACCUUCACCGAGAUACUCUUCCGCUAAGGGUUUCUUAGACCGAACUAUGCGUGUAAUUUCCUCGAACUUUCCACUUUCCCAAAAGUCUUUGCAAGGAUGCAAGAAACCAGCUUAGGAAUAAUUGCAAGUCUUGACCAGACAAAAAAUGAACUGCUUCGCAGCCGCCUCACAUAUUCUUGUCCACAAGACAAGCAAAGAUUACUGGCAAAAUACGCUUCGACAAGCUCGGCUCGAGGGGACGACCAUCAAUCCGAAAGAGUGUCGAAAGCCUUACUCAAUGAAAGCUUGUGUAUUUUCCAGCAGCCCAAGCCAGGUUUUUGGUUCAGACAGCGGGCCGUGAUAUUACGCCCAGGAGUGCAUCACCAGAUCUUCCUGUUGCGUCCACGCCCACCACUCAUCAAUUUUACAUACAACGCACCAAAUCUUAGUUCACCCAAAAUCAACAAAAACAGUACUGCAUAUGCAUCGGAAAUGGACGAUAUAGGAAGGAUGCGACAGACUUUGUCUGGAUAGAAGGAACUCCGGAGAACUUGUUUUAUUCAAGAGACUGAUUCAAGUACAUAAUCAAACAUUCCCUAUCCAACAC